GCGGAACUGUGGAAAAGUGCCAAACUCUCAAACUCAAGCAGUACACGAACGGAAGUCGCCGAGAGAGAGGCCAGAAGGAAGUUGCGGAGAGAGAGACGCCGUCGACCGCCUGCACGCUCAACUGCUGCUGCCCGCCAGACGCCACCUCGCCGGAAAUUCUCCAGCCUCCAGGUGCCAGAGUCCAGGUACGGAGAGUGAAGAAGUCUUAACUUCUAGGCCUUACGACACACCUGACAAUCCUUUUGGGGUCUGAAGCAUUAUAAAUAAUGGAAGGGCAUGAAUGUUUAAGUGGGCAUGGACCUGAUUCGGCGGAUUGUGGCAACUUUCGUGAUCGAAAAUUGUUGGUAAGAAGUGCUAUUCUCAAGGCUUGUGGAUCCGUUGUAUCUGUUGUGACUUAUGAUUUGCCAGAUGACAUGCUUAAGCGCCGAGGGAGUAGAUUAAUGGUGCCUGGCUAUUCCUCCAAAGAACCUAUAUUUUGGGGUUCAGGAAUAGUUAUGGAAUGUGAACCUAAUGCUAAUGGUACUCAUUACCUGACUGUACUAACUACAGCAAUGAUUUUUAAGCGUACAAAUAAUCUUCAACCUGAUGAUGUUGUGGUUGACGUGGGUUUGCCUGAUGGAGAGGAAUUGGAAGCAAGGGUUAUAUGUUAUGACUUCCACUACAACCUUGUAGCUUUGAAGGUUGAAUCGAAUCGCGCCAUGCCUAUUGCCAACAUGAAGUUAGUGGAUGAUGUCCUUCAAUUGGAUCCUGAAGAGCUUCUUCCACAUUCUUUUCAACUCCGACCACAUUCCGACCGAGUGAAGUUAGUUCCGGGAGAGCUUGUGAUUGGUCUGGGGCGUCAUUAUCGUGGUGAUCUAACAAAUGCUGUUGGAUUUUACAGCCCAGAGCCUACAGGAGAGGAGUGCAUGGAAUUGUACGGUGCAUAUUUUUGCAAUCAUAUGCUAGAGGAUGGUGGGCCACUUAUAAACCGUAUGGGACAAGUGAUUGGAAUCAAAUUUCACACAAGGGGACACCCUUACACUACCUUCUUGCCGACAAAUAUUAUUUUGAAGUGGUGGAGUCAUUAUAAGAAGUUUGGGGAUGUUCGGCGUCCUUGGCUAGGAAUCAAUGUCUUCAACCUCCAUGAAGCCAUGCUAAAUUUACUGCUGAAAUUUCCAAAUAUAACCACUGGAGUGAUUGUGAAAGAGGUUUCGGAAGAUUCUCCUGCACACUUGGCUGGCCUACAGUGUAAUGAUGUCAUAGUACAAUGCGAUGGAAGUCCAGUGAGGAGCAUUCUGGAGUUUUUCGAGAGAACCUGGGAUAAGGUUGGGGAGUCUGUGGAGUUGGGAAUUGUGAGGGCUGGCAUGUCUCACCCACUCAAGCGAGUUGUGCAGGUGCAGGAGGCCUCCCCCGACAAAUACUAUAGUUGGCUUCUCCCUGAGUGGUUUACGAAAGAACCGAGGGUAUACGAAGAUGAAGAUGAAGAUGAAGGUGAAGGUGAAGAAGAAGGUGAAGAUGGGGAGGAGAAGGGUGACAUGGAGGAGUAGUAAUUUAAGGGUUGCUUAACUCUUCAAUGGCCACAACAUCAUGAAGCAGUGGGUAUGCAGUACUACUUUAGACACCUAACCUCAUGCUUAACUUAACGAGGAGUAAUUGGACAUAAGCAGAUAGGCAUGUGCAAUAUUGACUUGUGUAUUACUCUAAAUAUUACACCCUACUCAAAUCAAAUUGGAGUAUUUAU
Messenger RNA from Cuscuta campestris, 1720 nucleotides. Lineage: Eukaryota; Viridiplantae; Streptophyta; Magnoliopsida; Solanales; Convolvulaceae. The record is from the annotation of a GenBank genome assembly.